Molecule: messenger RNA, 1115 nt
Organism: Tribolium madens (black flour beetle)
Lineage: Eukaryota; Metazoa; Arthropoda; Insecta; Coleoptera; Tenebrionidae
Product: nucleoside diphosphate kinase 6-like
Exons: 3
Coding region: 229-744 (171 amino acids)
Biological process (GO): CTP biosynthetic process; GTP biosynthetic process; UTP biosynthetic process
Molecular function (GO): nucleoside diphosphate kinase activity
Source: RefSeq, a predicted model, not a curated record
UUUUCUGUUUUUUUCUGCAAAAUUUUCGACUUUUUCUUCAUCGGGGGUUUCCCAAGUUUAUUGUUACGUCAAUUGUACUUUAUACCAACUCAAAAUUAACUAUUUAGCAAAUCAAAUUAUGAUUUUAUGUCAAAAAAUUAGUAUUUUCACGUUUAUCAGUAAAAGGCGGUGAACUUGUUGGUGUUACAUAACCUCAAAAAUUGCAUAACUUGUCUCAAAAACGUUGUAAUGAAUCGUCUCGAACUCACAUUCGCGAUUUUGAAGCCCCACGUCAUAAAGCAGCCCCUGGCUGUAGAAAAAAUCCGGAAUGUGAUCCUAACCUCAAACUUUAAAGUGGUCAAAUCGAAAAGACACGCGAUUCAGCUCCACGAAGCCGAAGCAUUUUACCACGAACACAAAACGAAAUUUUUCUACAAACGAUUAGUCACAUUCAUGACCAGCGGCCCGUCCGACUUCUACAUUCUAGCCCGGGAGGACGCGAUCAGAAAGUGGCGCCAACUCAUGGGCCCCACCAAAGUGUUCAAGACCCAAUUCGAGGCCCCCGACUCGAUUCGGGGGCAAUUCGGACUGUCAGACACCCGAAAUGCGACCCACGGCUCAGACUCGCCCGAGUCGGUAAAGAAGGAAAUCGGGCUGUUUUUCCCCCAGUUUAACAUCGAACAGUGGUACCAACUUGACGAACCUAAAUUUAGACUAAACCAAAUCGAAUUUAUUCAAGAGAAUUUUGUACAUAUAAUCAAAUAAACAAUCACGCAUCGGCUUUAACAAACACUUUCGGUUUUUGGAAAAUCUUUAUCACCUCGUCGAUACGUUUCAAUUCGUCUUCGAUUUCCAUUUUGCGUUUUCGUUUCUUUAGGGUGUCAUUACUGACAGGCAUCGAGUUCAAUUCCUUAAUCAAGGCGGCGUAAUCUACAAAAAAUUGUUAAAUAAGAGCAAAAUUGGGGGAAAAACCCACUUUCACGAGCCACCCUUAAAUAUUCUCGUCUCUCAUCGUCAGGCAAUAAAACCAAACCGGAAAUAUUCUCCUCAAAAACCCCAGAUUUCUCAUCUUUGGUCACUUUCUUCUCUUUUAGGUAUCGGGGGAGCACACCUUUCUGGUACUCGGGGGGGGCUUU